Molecule: messenger RNA, 450 nt
Organism: Capronia coronata CBS 617.96
Lineage: Eukaryota; Fungi; Ascomycota; Eurotiomycetes; Chaetothyriales; Herpotrichiellaceae
Product: translation initiation factor 1A
Exons: 2
Coding region: 1-450 (149 amino acids)
Biological process (GO): translational initiation
Cellular component (GO): cytoplasm
Molecular function (GO): RNA binding; translation initiation factor activity
Source: RefSeq, a predicted model, not a curated record
AUGCCCAAGAACAAGGGAAAGGGUGGUAAAAAUAGGCGUCGUGGAAAGAACGAGAACGACAAUGAAAAGCGAGAAUUGACCUUCAAAGAGGAAGGACAAGAAUAUGCACAGGUCCUGAAAAUGCUGGGCAACGGUCGACUGGAGGCGCUCUGCUUCGAUGGCGAGAAGCGUCUGGCACACAUCCGAGGCAAGCUGCGGAAGAAGGUCUGGAUCAACCAGGGCGACAUCAUCCUGCUCUCACUGCGCGACUACCAAGAUGAAAAAGGCGAUGUCAUUCUGAAAUAUUCCGCCGACGAGGCCCGUUCACUCAAGGCUUACGGCGAACUUCCCGAGAGUGCCAAAAUCAACGAGACCGACACCUACGGCCACGAAGGCGUCGAUGACAACGUUGAAUUCGACGAGGAUCGGGACACCGAUUCGGAGAAGGAAGUGGACAUUGACGACAUUUAA